AUGGCAUCAACAGAAAAAAUUAAUAGAACUCGUAAAAUGCUUCAACAAUAUCUUGAGGGUGAUGCAACCUUCGAGAAUUUUAUUGCGAAAGAUAUGAUAUUAACGGAUUCAGCUGAUGGUAAAGUUAGUAUUGAAAUUCCUAUUCAAGAAUAUCAUCUGAAUGCCUCCAAGUCAAUUCAUGGAGGAAUGAUUGCAUCAUUGGUCGAUUUUUGUGGUGCGCUAGUUACUGCAUCUAAAGGAGUGCGUCUUACAACUCUUAGUACGGAUAUAAAUGUUUCAUAUGUCACAUCAGCGAGAUACGGUGAUACUAUACUCGUGAAUGCAGAGUGUGUAAACCUUGAUAAAAAAUUUGCAUUUACCACUGUAGAGGUGCACAGUAAAGCUGAUGGAAGGUUAAUAGCUCAAGGCAGACACACUUUAUUAGUUACUAGUACACAUAAUGACCAAUUUAAAAAUGAAGACGCAAAGUUGUAA
Messenger RNA from Dentiscutata erythropus, 474 nucleotides. The record is from the annotation of a GenBank genome assembly. Lineage: Eukaryota; Fungi; Glomeromycota; Glomeromycetes; Diversisporales; Gigasporaceae.